GCUUGGCUCGCGCGGGAAAGAUUUAUGCGUUGGGUGAGGGGAGAGCCCGCGAGGAGGCGGCGGUGGUGGUGGUGGAGGUAGCGGUUGGUGCAGCAUGGGUGUGAUAGGUGUGCAGCUGGUGGUUACCAUGGCGAUGGCUAGUAUUAUACAGAAGAUCAUACCUCACUACUCUCUUGCACGGUGGCUUCUCUGUAGUGGCAGUUUGCGAUGGUAUCAGCAUCCCACGGAAGAAGAAUUACGCAUUCUGGCAGGGAAGUCACAAAAGGGCAAAGGCAAGAAAGACAGGAAAUAUAAUGGUCAUAUCGAAAACAAACCACUAACCAUUCCUAAGGACAUUGAUCUUCAUCUGGAAACCAAAUCUGUUACUGAAAUAGACACUUUAGCAUUGCAUUACUUUCCUGAAUACCAGUGGUUGGUGGACUUCACAGUUGCAGCUACAGUAGUGUAUUUAGUAACUGAGGCCUACUACAGCUGGAUGAAGCCCUUGCAAGAAAUGAAUAUUAGCAUCGUCUGGUGUCUGCUUGUUCUGGCUUUUGCAAUCAAAAUAUUGUUCUCAUUGACCACACACUACUUCAGAGUAGAAGAUGCAGGAGAAAGAUCACUCUGUGUAACCUUCGGCUUCUUUUUCUUUGUUAAAGCAAUGGCUAUUCUAAUAGUAACGGAAAACUAUUUAGAAUUUGGACUUGAAUCAGGCUUCUCAAAUUUUUCAGAAAGUGCUGUGCAGUUUUUUGAAAAACAGGGAUUAGAAUCACGGGGGCCUGUUUCUAAACUAACAUUCAAGCUGUUCCUGGCUGUUCUUUGUUCUCUUAUUGGUGCUUUUUUGACAUUCCCUGGAUUGCGACUGGCUCAGAUGCAUCUGGAUGCUUUGAGUUUAGCAACAGAAAAAAUCACUCAACUUCUGCUGCAUAUAAACUUCCUGUCACCCCUGCUUAUGGUCUUAUUGUGGGUUAAACCCAUUACGAAGGACUAUAUAAUGAAUCCACCAUUGGGAAAAGAAACUGUGCCUUUAAUGUCAGAAGCAACAUUUGAUACUCUAAGGCUCUGGAUCAUAAUUCUUUUGUGUGCAUUGCGGUUAGCCAUGAUGCGCAGUCAUCUCCAAGCCUAUCUUAAUUUAGCACAGAAAUGUGUGGAUCAAAUGAAAAAGGAAGUUGGCAGAAUAAGCACAGUUGAACUGCAGAAAAUGGUGGCCAGAGUGUUCUAUUACCUUUGUGUCAUCGCACUUCAGUAUGUGGCCCCUUUGGUUAUGCUGCUGCACAUGACACUGCUGUUAAAAACUUUAGGAAACUAUUCCUGGGGCAUUUAUCCAGAUUCUGCUUCAAAUUCUCUCGUGGAGAACAGCCCACUGAGCAAUUCAGUAAACUCUGAACCUCCAUCUGAUGAUGGCAAGAUGCAGCUAACUGUACUAGAGCUAACCAUGGCACUGGGUAGCCUGAAGAACAUUUUCACUCCACUCCUGUUUCGAGGACUCCUGUCUUUUCUCACCUGGUGGAUCGCUGCUUGUCUCUUUUCCACAAGCCUUUUUGGGCUGUUCUAUCAUCAGUACCUGACAACGGCAUGACCCAACGAAGAUUUAAAGACAAAAACAUUUAGAAGCCUGUGUGCCCCAAAAGAGGCAGAAGAAAAUGUGAGGAAAUAUAACAAAAGAGAAAAA
Euleptes europaea (tarantolino) is the source of this 1651-nucleotide messenger RNA. It is a transcript of the gene TMEM161B, whose product is annotated as transmembrane protein 161B. The record is from RefSeq and is a predicted model, not a curated record. Bases 95 to 1558 code for a protein of 487 amino acids. Lineage: Eukaryota; Metazoa; Chordata; Lepidosauria; Squamata; Sphaerodactylidae. The transcript has 12 exons.